AUGAAUCAAGAAGCGCCUCGAGAGAAUCACCCCUCCCCCAACACCCCUCACCCUAAUGCUCACCCUAAUGAGAUUUUUUAUCCUCAAGGAUGUUACGACCCUCACGAAAAGGUUCUUCAAAAAAACUUUUUGGAGGAGCUUACUCUGGGUAUUGCUACUAAGGAUAUUAAACGUAUUAGAUUUGCGUUGGAUAACAAACUCGAUUCUACUUUCAGCUGCAAGAUUUACGCAGAUGAUAACCCUUCCUCAGUCUGGGCUGUCGGAGUCCACGACCCGAGCGACGCUUAUCUAACAAAUAUGUCUGGCUGGAUUCACGAGAAUUGCGAGAAAAUAAUUUUUCAUACCUAUGGCUGCAAAAUUCCCACCCUACAUUUGUUAUUAAAACUCUGGUCGCCCCAUAUCGCCAAGCACUUCCAAACAGCAGUCGGAUCAUCAUCUAACUCAACUCUGAACGGCAAGGACGAAGAGGGGGCCACCCCACUAAUCAAAGCUGCCCAAUGUUCGAUAGCCGAUGCAGUGAAGUUAUUACUCGGAUUUGGGGCCGAUCCAAACCAGAGGUGCAACAAAGGCUUUAACGCUCUGGAACAUUCCCUCUAUGCAUCGAAAAAAAUAGAGCGACGAGAAACCGAAGGGUUGGAGGACUCGCACAGUGUUAUACAUCUUUUAUUGGACAGCUGUAUUGAAAUGGGAUACCGUGAUCAUAAAGGCCGCUCACUAUUUCACUUGGCUGUGAAAUAUGGACAUUCAUCAUUGAUCGGUUUUUUGGCUGGGAAGGAGAGGGAAAGUAUGGAUUGCCCGGACAAUGGAGAUCAAACACCACUAGAACUUGCUGUUAGGCUUGGUGAUCUUGAUUCGGUUUGUAGCUUGGUCGACUCUGCUGCCGAAACGAAAAUCAGGGAGCAUUUUAAUGAUGAUGGAUACGACCAUUCAGAGUAUUUUACUCUAUUUAAAAAUGUUGUUGAACUAUUAGAGCGCAAAGGCCCAUCGGCAAUUUACAAAAUACUUCACACUGAAUGCACCCGGUACCAUUUUAAGUUAUCAAAAGGGAGCCUAGAGACAGCCCUACGAGCCCAGCCAGCUCACCGAAACCCAGCAAGUAUCCAGAUUCACAAUCCCAAAUCGAUACCCCCAUCCCGAGUUGAGCGAAAGCAGCACCAUUUCUCUCGACCGUUAUCUAUACCCAUGGUCAACCAGAGCCAGGACGAUGAUCCCCAGUCGGUAUCUGGCGUGGAUCAAAGCAAGGACAAAGAUCUCCAGUCUGUAUCCGACGUCAAUCAGAGCCAGGACAAAGAUCCACAGUCUAUAUCAGGCGUCGAUCAGAGCCGGGGCAAUGAUCCCCAGCCUAUAUCUGGCGUCUAUCAGAGCCAGAACCUUCACUUGCAAGUAGGAUUAGAGAGUAAAUUUCAGAGAGAUCUCCGAACAUUUCAGCAAAAAAGCCUUGCUAGCACUCCCAUCGACAUGCGUUACUAUCUCAAGACAGCUUUUGACGCCAAUACUCAGGAAUACUUCGAAGAUUUAGCCGCAAGGAGCGUUUGUUUCUGUUCAGACUCUAUUACAAGAGCAGGAUUUUUUCAUUCUGUAACUAUGUUUUUCUGUCCAUGGGACUCCGAGGAUCGUAAAAGGUCCUAUGAUCGCCUUAAAACCAUAUUCCAUAACUAUUAUCUGGAAUGUCAAGAUCGCAUAUAUCUUCAUGGGCCCUCUUCGUGUCCUCAGAGCGAUUUUUAUACACCCCCGUUUGGAGUCAUAGAUAAUGCACUCAUCCGACGCCAAGGUAUCUUGAGGAAAGGUAUACUUCUCAAAGACCAGGAGGAUCUCGAGAUAGCUAUCGCAAGUUCUUGCGAUCACUAUGAUUCGAUAUCAAGACAAGGAUAUUUUAAAUCCGCGGCGUUGUUUUUCCACCCGUGGGAACACAAAAAACAAGAGGACUGCAGAGAAAGACUGGAACAGUUAUUUCAAUUUACCCAAAGCCCUUAUCAUGAUGGUCCACACGGCCCUGCCCUCCAACACCCCCACGAAAGUGUUUCGCAUAUUCCAGACGACGAUCAUAGGCCGCAGCUGGAUACACGCCCUGACGAACACCAGCCCUCAGUCAUUGCCAUCAGUGAUCACCAAAGCGAGAGCGAUGGGAACGAAAGAAGAAUUAAACAAGAGUUCAAGUUAGAACCCCAGACGGAAGUACAAGACUAUGAAUCUGAGGGCGGACUCGAAGUUAAAUGUGAGAAGAAAUCGACAGCAACAGGGCGGAGAGGAGGUAGUCAGGACGGUGAUGGCCCCGGUCGAAGCGAUAAUCGUGAACAAGAUCAAUCACCUAGCAGCAAUAAUCAAAAACUUCAGUCAAAAAGACGCCAUUCAAAGGAGAACAAGGAAAAAAAAGCAAAUAAACGCCAGAAAAGACGUCUUUUGGGGGGGGAUAAGGAAGUAAAGGUGAAUAAAAGCCAAAAGAGACCGCAGGAUCUCGGUGUACAGAAACAGGAGCGCAAUGACGGAAAGAAGGUUGGGACCUGGAGUAAUAGGGCUUGUGGCCAAGGUGGUAAUACGCAAAAUCUUUCAAGAAAGCGUAAAGGGACAGCUGAUGUUGAAGAAAAGCAGAUUAUUUCUGCUAAACGUUCCAAAAACUAG
This is a messenger RNA of Morchella importuna, 2619 nucleotides long. RefSeq lists its product as uncharacterized. Bases 1 to 2619 code for a protein of 872 amino acids. Lineage: Eukaryota; Fungi; Ascomycota; Pezizomycetes; Pezizales; Morchellaceae. Gene Ontology annotation, biological process: RNA processing. The record is from RefSeq and is a predicted model, not a curated record. The transcript has 2 exons. Gene Ontology annotation, molecular function: RNA binding; RNA nuclease activity; protein binding.